ACAUGGCGGAGGACGCCUCCUCAGCUGCUCCGAGUCCCCGGGGCUGUGCGGAUGGUAGGGAUGCCGACGCUACCGAGGAGCGGAUAGCAGAAACGGAGAGAAACCACGAGGAGCAGUUCGAGUGCCAGGAACUACUCGAGUGCCAGGUGCAGUUGGGGGCUCCAGAGGAGGAGGAGGAUGCGGGCCUUGUGGCCGAGGCCGAGGCUGUGGCUGCCAGCUGGAUGCUCGAUUUCCUCUGCCUCUCUCUUUGCCGAGCUUUCCGCGACGCCCGCUCCGAGGACAUUCUUCAGACCCGCGACAGCACCGAGGCUAUUAUUCAUGGACUAUCCAGUCUAACAGCUUAUCAGUUGAGAACUGUAUACAUAUGUCAGUUUUUGACAAGAAUUGCAGCAGGAAAAAACCUUGAUGCACAGUUUGAAAAUGAUGAACGAAUUACACCCUUGGAAUCAGCCCUGAUGAUUUGGGGUUCGAUUGAAAAGGAGCAUAACAAACUUCAUGAAGAAAUACAGAAUUUAAUUGAAGUUCAGGCUAUAGCUGUUUGUAUGGAAAACAGGAACUUUAAGGAAGCAGAAGAAGUCUUUGAAAGAAUAUUUGGUGAUCCAAAUUCUUACGCGCCUUUAAAAAGGAAAUUGCUUAUGAUAAUCUCUCAGAAAGAUACAUACCAUUCUGUUUUUCAACACUUCAGUUACAACCACAUGAUGGGGAAAAUUAAGAGUUAUGUGAAUUAUGUGCUAAGUGAAAAAUCAUCAACCUUUCUAAUGAAGGCAGCAGCAAAAGUAGUAGAAAGUAAAAGAGCAAGAACAAUAACUUCUCAAGAUAAACCUAAUGGUAAUGAUGUUGAAAUGGAAACUGAAGCUAAUUUGGAUAGAAGAAAAAAUGUUAGUGACAAACAGUCUGUGGUAACUGAAUCCUCAGAGGGUACAGUAUCCUUAUUGAGGUCUCACAAGAAUCUUUUCUUACCUAAGUUGAAGCAUGGAACCCAGCAACAAGACCUUAGUAAAGAAAGAAGAGUAGGAACUCUUCAAAGUGCAAAAAAGAAAAAAGAAAGAAGAAGAGACACUGAAAGUAGAAUACCUGUUUCAGAAAGUCAACCGGUGACUCCUGAAAAACAUCGAGCUAGAAAAAGACAGGCAUGGCUUUGGGAAGAAGACAAGAAUUUGAGAUCUGGCAUGAGGAAAUUUGGAGAAGGAAACUGGUCUAAAAUACUGUUGCAUUAUAAAUUCAACAACCGGACAAGUGUCAUGUUAAAAGACAGAUGGAGGACCAUGAAGAAACUAAAACUCAUUUGCUCAGACAGUGAAGACUGAUUGCGUUUCUAAAAGCUUGAUGAAAGGACAGUUAAGUACAUAUAGAUCACUACAUUUUGUUUGAAACUUGCAUCAUUGAUGUAUUUUAAAACUUUUGUUUAAAGCAUUACAGUAUUUUUCUGUGACCAUCGAUAUAAGGGUUUGUGCUCUAAGAAUUAAAGUAUAUGCUAUCAUUGUGUUCUUUAAGAACGUUUUGAUAAACUGUAAAUUUGUUGAACCCUGCCACAUUUAGUAUCCCCACCUCCAAAUCCUAUUCCAGUGAAAAAAUUAAAAGCUGAUCUGAAAAAAAUAUUUUAAUUAACCUAUUUUGUGUCUGUAGGCUGACCUCAACCCUGUAACGUAACCCAUUGAAAUGAAUUUUUUAGAUAAUUGAAUAACAAUAGUCCUUUGAUAUGAGAUAGUGACUUGGUUUAUGGCCUUAAUAUACUGCUUAAUUACUUAAGACAUUCAUUAAUAGAAUGAUAAAUGUACAAAGUAACCUAUAAGUAU
Cebus imitator (Panamanian white-faced capuchin) is the source of this 1796-nucleotide messenger RNA. RefSeq names its product telomeric repeat-binding factor 1. The transcript has a single exon. NCBI's taxonomy places the organism in Eukaryota, Metazoa, Chordata, Mammalia, Primates, Cebidae. The record is from RefSeq and is a predicted model, not a curated record. Bases 3 to 1307 code for a protein of 434 amino acids. Gene Ontology annotation, molecular function: telomeric repeat DNA binding; protein homodimerization activity. Gene Ontology annotation, cellular component: chromosome, telomeric region; nucleus. Gene Ontology annotation, biological process: telomere maintenance.